This is a messenger RNA of Leptopilina boulardi, 599 nucleotides long. RefSeq lists its product as uncharacterized. The coding region runs from base 17 to 481 and encodes 154 amino acids. Lineage: Eukaryota; Metazoa; Arthropoda; Insecta; Hymenoptera; Figitidae. The transcript has 2 exons. The record is from RefSeq and is a predicted model, not a curated record.
UAACCCUCAUUCAAAAAUGUCCAGUUUUGACUCCAAUUCAAAAACUCUAGACGAAUUAGAACAGGAGUUACAAGCAUUCGCAGUUCAACGUCAUCUUAAGGAUAAACAAACAACCCUAACCUACGGUUCGUACGGAGGACUGACUGCAAUCAUCAUCUGCAUCAUACUGUAUUUAUGCAGAAAACCAAUCUCAAAUGGGGCCUAUACUAUCUCAACAGUCGUUAGGCCAAAACAAAAACAACCAAAAAUUGGAUCUAAUUUUCGGACCGAAUUAAAUGAAACCUAUUCAUCGCCACAAAAUCCUAGAGGUUGCAAUCCAACAUCCUUGCAGGACCAUGUCAAUAUUGAAGUUCGGAAUUCAACCUCAUACAACUCUAAACCAAAUCAGGAACCUUCAACAUCAAUGAUGGACGUGGGGUCAAAGCACUACAAGCAUCAGAAGAUACUGAAACAAUUAUGCCAUCAGCAGCCCAGCGAAUAAAAGUCGUGCUGCCACCUCAAAAACUACAACCAGCGUAACUUGCUUAAAAUACUAACCAUGCGAAUAGUUAAAAGAAAUUUUUAUAUAUAUAUAUCCUCGCUAAGGAAUUGACUGACUA